AUGUCACUGCUGGACCUGUCAUGGCUGGGAUCCUGGACUGGCACAUCCUCUCCAUGGCUGCUCCUGCUGCUGGCUGGGGCUGCCUGGCUUCUGGCUAGAAUACUGGCCUGGUCCUAUGCUUUCUAUGACAAUUACAGCCACCUCCGGCAUUUCCCACAUCCUCCAAUGCGGAACUGGUUCUUGGGUCAUCUGGGCAUGGUCCUCCCCACGGAGCAGGGUUUGCAGGAAGUGACUCGCCUGGUAGCCACCUACCCACAGGGCUUUAAGACCUGGUUUGGCCCUAUCAGUCCCCUUGUCAGUCUAUGCCACCCUGACAUCACCAAGCCUGUUGUCAAUGCCUCAGCUGCCAUUGCACCCAAGGACGUGAUCUUCUACAGUAUGCUCAAGCCUUGGCUGGGAGAUGGGCUCCUGGUGAGUAAUGGCAACAAGUGGAACCGCCACCGUCGCAUGCUGACACCUGCCUUCCACUUCAACAUCCUAAAGCCAUACAUGAAGAUUUUCAAUGAGAGUGCCAACAUCAUGCAUGCAAAGUGGCAGAACCUGAUUUCUGAAGGCAGUGCCCGUCUGGAUAUGUUUGAGCACCUCAGUCUGAUGACCUUGGACAGUCUGCAGAAAUGUGUUUUCAGCUUGGACAGUCAUUGCCAGGAGAAGCCCAGUGAAUACAUUGCUGCCAUCUUGGAACUCAGUGCGCUAGCAUCAAACCGGCAACAGCAGAUCCCCAUGCACUGGGACUUCCUGUAUCAUCUCACUCCUGAUGGGAGGCGCUUCAGAAAGGCCUGCCGCCUGGUACAUGACUUCACAGAUGCUGCCAUUAAGGAGCGCCGGCGCACCCUCUCAGAACAGGGUAUUGAUGACUUCCUCAAGGCCAAGACCAAGACCAAGACUUUGGACUUCAUUGAUGUGCUCUUGCUAAGCAAGGAUGAAGAUGGGAAGGAGCUGUCAGAUGAGGACAUUCGAGCAGAGGCUGAUACCUUUAUGUUUGAGGGCCAUGACACCACAGCCAGUGGCCUCUCCUGGAUCCUGUACAACCUUGCCAAGCACCCAGAAUACCAGGAGCGUUGCCGAAAGGAGGUGCAAGAGCUCCUGAGGGAUCGAAAACCAGAGGAGAUUGAAUGGGACGACCUGGCCCAGCUGCCCUUCCUGACCAUGUGCAUCAAGGAGAGUCUGCGGUUGCAUCCCCCAGUCACUGUCGUCUCCCGCCGCUGUACCCAGGACGUGGGGCUUCCAGAUGGCCGGAUCAUCCCCAAAGGUGUCAUUUGUCUUAUCAGCAUCUUCGGGACUCAUCAUAACCCCUCUGUGUGGCCGAAUCCUGAGGUUUAUGAUCCCUUUCGCUUCGACUUAGAAAACUCCCAGAAGAGGUCGCCUCUGGCUUUUAUUCCCUUCUCUGCUGGGCCCAGGAACUGCAUUGGACAGACUUUCGCCAUGAAUGAGAUGAAGGUGGUGGUUGCUCUCACGCUGCUACGUUUCCGCAUUCUGCCAGAUGAUACUGAGCCCAAGAGGAAGCCACAGUUGAUCCUGCGCGCGGAGGGCGGGCUGUGGCUGAGGGUGGAGCCCCUGGGCAGCAGAGCACAGAGAAAGAGCCCAGGUAUUCCUUAA
Messenger RNA from Elephantulus edwardii (Cape elephant shrew), 1596 nucleotides. RefSeq names its product leukotriene-B(4) omega-hydroxylase 1-like. The transcript is spliced from 12 exons. The record is from RefSeq and is a predicted model, not a curated record. Lineage: Eukaryota; Metazoa; Chordata; Mammalia; Macroscelidea; Macroscelididae. The coding region runs from base 1 to 1596 and encodes 531 amino acids. Gene Ontology annotation, molecular function: oxidoreductase activity, acting on paired donors, with incorporation or reduction of molecular oxygen; heme binding; monooxygenase activity.